AUGGGAAACGACGGAGGAACAAUUGCCAAAGGCCAAGAUCUUCGUGCAAUCUACGCCGGCGGGUCGGAAACCCAAGACCGUCUAGAUAGCAACGACGUUUCGCUUUUCAAUACUUGUGCGUUGUCUGCUUUGCCCUUGUAUUCUGAUGGCAUCGCUGAACCUGUCGUGGGAGACUCGCAGGGCCGUCUAUAUUUGAAAGAAAAAGUGCUAGAGAACUUGUUGCAGUCCAGAAAAGGCGGCGAGUCCCGCUUGAAGCAUAUUCGUGGCUUGGACGAUAUAGUCACGCUUACCAUCAAGCGCAAUGCCAAGGGCCAGAUUGUGUGUCCUGUGUCUGGAGUAGAAACAUCAGGCAAGUCUACCUUCUGCUACCUCCGACCCUGUGGAUGUGUUUUUGCCUAUAAGUUGAUUGUCGAUCUUCGAAAGCAUUUUCGUAUCCGCGACGACGAGCCAGACAUCAAGCGAAGCGAGUGUCCUGCUUGUGCCAAAGAGUUCGUGUUCAAUUUCGACAUUGUCAUUUUGAAUCCGGAGAAGAGCGAGGCUUCUGCUCGUUUCAACGAUAGAAACAUUGCUUACUUGGAGAAACAAGGUCUCUCCCAUUCGAAAAGACAGAGGAAAAAGAAGAGAAAGGAGAGGAAGACGGAUAAUCAGAAAAGCGAGAAAGAAACCGUUGUUCUGUGA
Clavispora lusitaniae ATCC 42720 is the source of this 678-nucleotide messenger RNA. RefSeq lists its product as uncharacterized. Lineage: Eukaryota; Fungi; Ascomycota; Pichiomycetes; Serinales; Metschnikowiaceae. Gene Ontology annotation, cellular component: nucleus. Gene Ontology annotation, biological process: mitotic DNA replication termination; site-specific DNA replication termination at RTS1 barrier. The record is from RefSeq and is a predicted model, not a curated record.